CCGCGUCACAAUAUGCAUUUGCCGCUGUUGUGCAGAAGUGGUAAAUGAAAGACUGGAUGAGGGUGAAGUGGAUCUGUAGAGCGAUAUCAUACUCAAAAUCGUCAUCCAUGGCUAGUACGCAGAAGGACACGCUGUCUGGAUCACUGUGAAAGAAGAGAGGAAAUACAUGACUCCAACAGUGAGUCGAUCCUCACUCUGAGCAGCGAGCAAAGCUUCCUUGAGGGAUUUUCCAGGAGACUGCAUAGUGAGCUUGUAUUGCAAAUGGAUCAUUUGAUGGAAACUCAUCUUCAUCAUGACUCUUGAAGAGGUUCUAACCCAGAAAUCGACCGAGCGUGCUCAAUGCACUGGCAAAGCCCUGGAAGAGGUGCUGGUGACCGCUAUGGACAACGACUCCCUCACCGUGGGCGUUUACGAGUGCGCAAAAGUGAUGAAUCUUGAUCCAGACAGUGUGUCCUUUUGCGUGUUGGCUGUGGAUGAGGAUUUUGAGUGUGACAUUGCUCUGCAAAUCCACUUCACCCUCAUCCAGUCCUUCUGCUUCGACAACGACAUCAGCAUCGUAAGAGUCAGCGAUAUGCAGCGUCUGGCUGAGAUUGUUGCUGACAAGUCGAAGCAGCUCGAAGAUGCUCACUGUGUCCUCAUCACGAACCCAGCUGAAGGGGCUUGGGAGGACCCCUCUUUGGAGAAACUGCACCUGUUCUGUGAGGAGAGUCGUCAUCAGAACGACUGGGUUCCCGAGAUCAGCCUCCCUGGACGCUGAUGCAAAAUUGAGCUCCUCUUUGUGAAGCUUUUCAUCUAACGCUCAUCCUGAUGGACAGGAUGAAGCUGUCUCAGCCCAUCCCUGGAUACUCCUGAGGAGGAUUCUCAAUCCAGGCAGCACGGCGCCGGCCCGAGGGGCCCUCGUGCACUGUCGUCUCUUGUCCCGUCCAUGCCAAGAUGACUCUCAUUCUUUGUGUGAAUGAGGUCAGGUAUGCCUCAAGAGUGACACAUCGACCCUCAUUCUUUGUGCGGAUGAGGUUUGGAGAGGAAGGAGAAGCGACGUGUGCAGCACACGUCGCUAAUUGAAGCACGCGCAGCAGGAGAAGAAGCGGUGCUGAGGAAGAGGACUUCUUAAAAAGAGACUUUUUAAAGAUGGCCUCUUAAUUGGCGAAGCAACAAGACAACAGUUGCCAUCAGCCAAAAUGUUUCCCACUUUCCAGAAUUGUCUUAAUUCUCUAAAGGUUUCACUUUAGAAGUUUAAAAUGACAACAACAUAAGCUAAAUAUAUAUUUAAAAAAAAAAAACACACACACAAAAACAAUGCCUGUUCAGUAAAGGUUUUACUUUAGAAUAUGGCUGGAUUAAAUUAAAUUAAGGUUACAAGUAUAAAAGAAUUGUACUCAAGAAUAUGUAAUUUUGAAAAAGAAAUCUAAAAAAAAAAAACAUUUUAGCAAAAA
Messenger RNA from Corythoichthys intestinalis (scribbled pipefish), 1433 nucleotides. It is a transcript of the gene gadd45gb.1, whose product is annotated as growth arrest and DNA-damage-inducible, gamma b, tandem duplicate 1. The coding region runs from base 293 to 757 and encodes 154 amino acids. The record is from RefSeq and is a predicted model, not a curated record. Gene Ontology annotation, cellular component: cytoplasm; nucleus. Gene Ontology annotation, biological process: regulation of cell cycle. Lineage: Eukaryota; Metazoa; Chordata; Actinopteri; Syngnathiformes; Syngnathidae. The transcript is spliced from 6 exons.